This is a messenger RNA of Protopolystoma xenopodis, 372 nucleotides long. The record is from the annotation of a GenBank genome assembly. NCBI's taxonomy places the organism in Eukaryota, Metazoa, Platyhelminthes, Monogenea, Polystomatidea, Polystomatidae.
AUGGGGCGAUCCUGUUUCCCAGACCCUGGGAUCAGGUAUCUACGCGCAUUUACUAUUUGCACUGCUGAUACUACUGCUACUGAUGUCGCACUUGAUGCUGCCACGAUUUAUGCCCUUGUAACUACGGCGAUGGUGGUUAGCAAGAGGACUUAUAUGGAGGAGACUGGUCGACCAAUAGAUAAGAGGCUAUCAGAACACCGAAACGCCUACAAAGGCUUAUGGAUCCAGAAAUCGGAGGUGACUGAGCAUGUGGUCACUUCAGGACACCGGAUAGAAUGGUCUAAAUCCCAACGUUUUGUCGGAUAUGGCGACUUCACUACUAAGUGUAGGAUCAGAGAUUCUAACGAAAUCAACAAAGAGGAACGAGUGUAG